CAGUUUACUAUUCUAUUUUCAAUGGUAAACCAAUGAAAUACUUGUUUGACAAGUCUGAUCGCAAGAAAAUUGCACUAUCUCCAUCUCUUGCGAAAAAGUUGCUUGUUAGCCCUUCUGUAUUUCAAUCCAGUGCUUGCAUUGCUGAGAUUAAGAAAGCUCUUGAACUUCUAUCAAUAACCACUGCUGAUCUGAUAUUUUUCCCUGUGAUAGUUCAGUGUCAUUGGGUUCUGAUUUGUGUUAAUCUUCUCUACAAGACAAUCAAUUUCUUUGAUUCUGUGAAAAUCACGUCUGAACAUGAUGUUGUUCGUAUGAUUCAAAACCUUGCCACAAAUUUUACAACUGCAUGCUUCGAGGCAAAUAUUUCUACUCAAGGUUUCAAGCAUUUCAAGCCAUAUUCACCUCCUAGCUAUCCUUGCGAAGCUGUAGUUAAUGAAACUCGUCGAGCUGUAAGUCUUGACUGUGGAUUCUACUGUAUUCUCUACAUGUAUUGUUUUGAUGGUUUAAAUGUCAGAGAAUUUGACCAGCUUGUUGUGGCAGAGUAUCGGAAAAUAGUUGCAUACAAGAUUUUCUACUCUCCACUGAACAUGUAUUCCCGUCUGUUACCAGAGACUGAGUUAGCUGCAUAGUCUUCCUACUAUAUAACUUUAGUGCAACUGGGGUUUUAUCUCUUGUACAUAUUCUUAGUGCUCAUCUUAGCUUUGGUUAUGUAAUGCUACCGAGUAUAGCCUAUCUUUUGCUUCCCCUAGACUUCUCCAUUGAAAGUGAUGUUGGUGAUGUAAUGGCAGACUGCUGUUGUCUGGGAUGUUAUCUCAUGCACGUAUUCUUAGUGCUGUUUUAGGGUUUAGCCAGUGGUGUUGGUUAUGUAAUGCUACAAAACAUGGCUUAUCCAUGCUUCCUUAGAUUUGUCCACU
This is a messenger RNA of Panicum virgatum (switchgrass), 911 nucleotides long. RefSeq lists its product as uncharacterized. Gene Ontology annotation, molecular function: cysteine-type peptidase activity. NCBI's taxonomy places the organism in Eukaryota, Viridiplantae, Streptophyta, Magnoliopsida, Poales, Poaceae. Gene Ontology annotation, biological process: proteolysis. Bases 33 to 626 code for a protein of 197 amino acids. The record is from RefSeq and is a predicted model, not a curated record. The transcript has 6 exons.